GCACAUGUUAUGUAGUGCAAUAAAAACAUGGCUUCCACCUCAGCUCACGCAAGACGUGCUGUUUGCCAUAUCCAUUAUUUUACAACAGGCUCCAACAUACUCCCGCGACCCUAAUAAGGAUAUGCGGCAUAGAAAAUGGAUGGAUGGAUAUUAUUAUUAAUUGUAUUUCUACAAUUAAUAAGAUGGCUUAUUUUCUACACAAACGUGCCAGCAUGUGUCGCCUCCUUCUGGACGUUUCAGGGGAGGUGUGUUUUGAUUCUAGGCCUGUAGGGUGCGCAUUUUUCCGUGCAGUGUAAGUGUGACGCGCGUGCAUGAGCUGCUGCCAACCUUCAUGAUGAGAAGCACGACAUCGUCUGUAACCCGGAUCUGCGCCAUCCUAUUUGCUCCAGUCAUGGAGGACUAAUCAGAUCUCAAGUCACCCCCGCGGUGGAGGACACGGCUUGCCCUUUGCCGACGGAGCACACCCUGUUCUAGGUCGAAGAGAGGAUGCUAAUGGCCGGUGUUUGUGGCUUCAGACGCGGGGACGCGGGCAUGGCGCGUCACGCCGUCAGCGAUGAUGGUGAAGGCAUGCAGCCGGCGGACGCUCCUUAGUCUCCCCAUAACCUCACCGGACCACCCCUCAUCCUCCAUUUCCGGCAUUCUCCUCUGUCCUCAUCAUGACAACCACCCUGGAGACGCUGCAGGAGGCCCGCCCUGACCUGGAGCUGAGCCCCAGGCUGCUUGAUGGAUGUGAGGACUCGGCUGGCCGCUACAAGGUGGUUCCCUCCGUUGUCUGCUCCAUGUGCUGCCUCUUUGGCGUCAUUUACUGCUUCUUUGGCUAUCGUUGCUUCAAGGCAGUGAUGUUCCUGACGGGCCUGAUGUUUGGCUCCGUUGUCAUCUUCAUGCUCUGCUACAAGGAGCGCGUGCUGGACACCCAGCUGAGUGUGGAGGCCUCAGUGGGCAUCGGCCUGGGCAUCGGCACGCUCUGCGGCCUGGUCACCAUGCUGGUUCGCAGUGUGGGCCUCUUCAUGGUGGGUCUGCUGCUGGGCCUGCUGGUGGCCGUUGCCACAUUGGUGGGCAUGGAGGAGCUUUCCGACAGUCCGCCACGCUCCGUCUGGGUGCCUCUGGGCGUGCUGCUUGGCCUGGGCAUGCUUUUUGCUGUGCUCACGCUCCAGUGGCAGCGCAUCUUCACCACGCUGUCCACAGCGGUUUUCGGCGCAGCUGUCAUCACCGUAGCGCUGGACUACUUUGUGGAGCUCUUUGCGCUCGUUCUGUACAUGUAUGAGCGCAUGAAGGCUGUGCCCGGCAAGCCAGUUUGCUGGAUUACCUGGGUGGUGCUGGGGGUGUGGCCUGCGCUCACCCUGCUCGGUGUCGUGGUCCAGUGGAAGGUGACUGCUGAGGGCUACUCGCAUACCAAGGUCAUCAUCAGUCGUCAGCAGAGGAGGAUGCAGGUGAUGCGAAUUCGUCAAAGGGACGACCGCUACCGCCACAAGAAGAAGAAGAAGAAGCAUCAGGGCUCCUCCUCCAGUCAACACCAAGCCAAGCAACUCCACCAGGAACCCGCCUACCGCCGCAAGCCAAACCCGAUACGCCGCUAUGACACUGACGUCCUCUCACCGAGUUACAUUCAGAGUUUCCGAGACCGGCAGGUACAGGCGCAGCCUUUCCCAGGACAGUUCCUUGGUGGGCCACAUGCUGCGGUGGAUUUGGGCUACGACUGUGGCUCGACGGCACCCCUCACCAGUGCUGCGGGACCUUCGCUACGAACCUAAUAUGUCACCUUGACUUGGCGGUUACGUGCACCUGUGCUAGUUGUACUCAUGCUGGACUUUAUGUACAGUGGAUGGAAAACACAUUUUCUCAUGACCUCCUCUCACUGCACGUGCACGCACAUACACACACACGCACACAGCAACAGCUACUAUCUGAGGGUUGACAUCUGUUUCAGCAUCUCAGACUGGAUCAGGGAUCCCAAUGCAGACCCACCUCAGGCACAAGCAUCAUCUUAAGUGGUGAUCCUCAGCCUGCAGGCCCUUCUUCUCUGUGCCAUGUAGACUCCAUUUGCCACCUUUAAAAUGGGCCUCGUCCCACUUGGUGCUGGACUAUAACGUCUUCAAGUGGAUUUUGCUGUAACGGGUGCCUUGCCCUUCCUGUGACGGGAGGGGUGUUACUGGCAGAUCUCUCACAGGUUGCCAGUGUUUGGGUGCUCACAGGAGAGCUACAGGGUCACAUUCAGGGGUUGGCUCACUGUCGUCACCACGCCUGAGCCUGUGAGGAGCCAACUGCAAGAAAGCCAUAUGUAUAGUGGCACCCCGCCGGAACUCUCCUAACACAGGUGGCUGGAAACCUCCCAAAAUUAAUCUCAGCUUCAGAACCCCAAAGAUCAUCUCUACCAGGCUCUAGUAAGCACUUGACACAUUGGGUUUGAGGCGUUACACUGUCGCACUGUUCCAACGUCCAGUUGUUGUGCUACAAGGCAGCCUGGUGUUCACAUUAUUGUGUUCCAGAGGCAGGUGUGAAGACAAGGCUGUGAAGAUCUUAUUUGCACCGUUUCUGUAAAAAUGUGAAAGUCUUGACCUUUAUAAUCACAGAGAGAGAAUGUACAAUAUGUUUGCAUGAGCUCAACCCAGAUGGUGGCUUCCUUUAGGCUCCAAAAACCCACAAAGCCCUUUACGUGCACCCAGCAGUCAACUUUGUACAGAAGAUCUUUUUUUCUUGUUUCUUUGUUUUAUUCAAAACCUUCCUUUGAUAGGAAUUUAUAAGGUAACAGUUGUUUUCCGUUUGAUGUAGUUCAGUUGCGACAUUAAAGCAUGCCUUCCUGUG
Molecule: messenger RNA, 2802 nt
Organism: Dunckerocampus dactyliophorus (ringed pipefish)
Lineage: Eukaryota; Metazoa; Chordata; Actinopteri; Syngnathiformes; Syngnathidae
Product: transmembrane protein 198-B-like
Exons: 6
Coding region: 657-1751 (364 amino acids)
Biological process (GO): positive regulation of canonical Wnt signaling pathway
Cellular component (GO): plasma membrane; cytoplasmic vesicle
Source: RefSeq, a predicted model, not a curated record